GUAGCUCUUGGUGUCUCGCCUCCAUUUCAUGGCCUUGAUGGCGCACCACCCUAGGAUGGCGGAGAUGAAGUAUGUUGUCGUUACCGGUGGUGUGGUGAGCGGCCUCGGUAAGGGGGUAACAGCUAGCAGCAUUGGCCUGCUGCUCAAGUCAUGUGGCCUUCGCGUCACCUCCAUCAAGAUCGAUCCCUACCUCAACAUGGACGCCGGAACCAUGUCACCCUUCGAGCACGGGGAGGUGUUUGUUCUUGACGACGGAGGGGAGGUAGAUCUGGAUCUUGGCAACUAUGAGCGGUUCCUGGACGUCACUCUCACAAGGGAGAAUAACAUCACGUCUGGGAAAAUAUACCAGGCUGUUCUGGAGAAUGAGCGGAGAGGGGACUAUCUGGGAAAGACUGUGCAGAUUGUUCCCCAUUUGACUGAUGUCAUCCAAGAUCGAAUCCAAUCGGUGGCCAAGGUUCCAGUGGACGGAACUCCUAACCCUCCAGACGUAUGCGUUAUCGAGCUUGGAGGAGUUGUUGGGGACAUUGAAUCCAUGCCAUUUAUUGAGGCUUUACGACAGCUCCAGUUUUAUGUUGGUGCUGAAAACUUUUGCCACAUUCACGUCAGCCUUGUCCCAGUUCUUGGUGUUGUCGGUGAACAGAAGACAAAGCCUGCUCAGCAAAGCGUUCGUGAAGUUCGCGCCUUCGGGUUGGUACCGCACUUACUGGUUUGCAGGAGCGCUCAAAAACUCGAGGACUACACCAAAGAGAAGUUGUCCCAGUUUUGCGAUGUCUUGACUUCCGACAUUUUGAACAUUUACGAUGUCUCAAAUAUUUGGCACGUGCCCUUGAUAUUGAGGGAUCAAGAAGCGCACUAUGCAGUCUUGAGCCGUUUGAACCUGAGUCCUGCCGAACCUUGUGUCGAGGAAUGGUCGGCCAUGGCACGGUCUUGCGAGAACGUAACCGUUCCGGUUCGGAUAGCAGUUGUUGGAAAAUACACUGGUCUUGCAGAUUCGUACCUCUCCGUUUUAAAGGGUUUACAGCAUGCGUGUAUUGCAUGCUCGAGACGGCUACUUGUUGACUGGGUUGCGUCAUCCUCUUUAGAAGAUGCUAAGCUUCACGAUAUGGCUGAGGAAUAUGAAUCAGCUUGGAGUAUGCUAAAGGAUGCUGACGGUAUUUUAAUUCCCGGGGGCUUUGGUGCUCGGGGUGUUCAAGGAAUGAUAUUAGCUGCAAAAUAUGCUCGUGAAAACAAUGUUCCCUUUUUGGGCCUCUGUCUUGGCAUGCAAGUCGCGGUCAUUGAGUUUUCUCGAUCGGUCCUCAAUUUGGAGAACGCAAAUAGUACCGAGUUUGACCCGGCCACGCCGUAUCCCUGUGUUGUUUUUAUGCCCGAGGUUUCUGAUACGCACAAGGGUGGGACGAUGAGGCUAGGAUCCCGCGCCACUCUAAUUCAGACACCACACUGCAUAACCGCAAAGCUAUACCAGAAGGAGACGCAUAUUUACGAACGGCACAGGCACAGAUAUGAGGUGAAUCCGCAAAUGGUUGAAGCGUUGGAAGGCGCUGGAUUGUGUUUCGUUGCUAGGGAUGAGACUGGAAGACGGAUGGAGAUCAUGGAGCUGCCAAGCCAUCCGUUUUACGUGGGAGUUCAGUUCCAUCCAGAAUUCAAAUCUCGACCUGGGAAACCGUCUCCUCUGUUCAUAGGUUUUAUACAGGCCGCUUCGGGACAAAUGAAUGGCUACAUAAAAGGUGACCCGGGCACAGCGGUAACAAGGAGGGGGUAUAGGAGCAAGCCUCCAAAGAGACCGGAGACGGGGGUGGGCUACAAGCCCCGGGGCACGGGGCCCAGGCGUCCAACGCCUUCGUCAGCUGGAGCUACAGCUAGUGUUCCCAAGCCGUCAGUGCCCGCAGCUUACGAAUACGCGAGUGUAGGAAGGAGACCGUCGUGGCUUCCAAGGGCAUCUCUCCUCAGGCUGCAAGCUGUAGAGCGCCCGGCCUUUCGGUGAUAUAAAAGAUAAAGGAAGAGGGAGGGAGGGAGGGGACAUGUUAUCUCCGAGCGGUGGCAGAGGUCAGAGCAAGCUGAGGUGCCGUGCCUGACGCCGACUCCCUUGUUUCCCGCAAAUACCCUGCUUGUCUAACGCCAGGAUCGGCCAUCGGCUCA
Messenger RNA from Selaginella moellendorffii, 2136 nucleotides. RefSeq names its product CTP synthase. Gene Ontology annotation, molecular function: CTP synthase activity; identical protein binding. NCBI's taxonomy places the organism in Eukaryota, Viridiplantae, Streptophyta, Lycopodiopsida, Selaginellales, Selaginellaceae. The record is from RefSeq and is a predicted model, not a curated record. The transcript has 22 exons. Gene Ontology annotation, biological process: pyrimidine nucleobase biosynthetic process; CTP biosynthetic process. The coding region runs from base 29 to 1981 and encodes 650 amino acids.